AUGUCACUUACGACUAAAGAAGAAGGCCUGACCGCUACUGAGUAUUUUGUCUCCUUACUCAAACAAUAUGAAAUUGAUACUGUCUUUGGCAUAGUUGGUAUCCCCAUUGUAGAAUUAGCUGACAAGAUGAUCGAACACGGCAUUAGAUUUAUUUCUUGUAGAAAUGAACAAGCAGCUUCGUAUGCCGCUUCAGGGUAUGGAUAUCUGACUGGGAAACCUGCAGUUUUAUUGGUUGUUGGUGGACCGGGUUUAAUCCAUGCAUUGGCCGGUAUCUAUAAUUCAAUGUCAAAUAAAUGGCCACUCAUUGUUAUUGCAGGAAGCAGUAAUAGCGAAACUGAUCAAGUAGGUGGAUUUCAAGAUCUGGAUCAGGUAAGCUUAUUGAACAAAUAUGUGAAAUAUACGGUUAAAUUAAAUUCAAUUAAUAUCCCAACAGCAUUAUUCAAUGCCUAUAAUUUUGCCAUUCAAAGCCCAAUGGGUGUUACAUAUAUCGACUUCCCUGGUAAUCUAAUAGAGGGUAAUUAUAAAGUCCAAGCACAACCUGCAACUAAUCCAGUUUCAAUACCUAGAAGAGUUAGAUGUUCACCUGAUCCAAAUACUGUUAACGAGGUAGCUAAGUUAAUCAUUGAAAACAGUUCAAACAAUGUCCUUGUCAUUCUUGGGAAAGGAGCUGUAGAAUUUCAUAAGGAUAUUAACAAAUUUAUCAAUACAUUCAACUUACCAUUUCUUCCUACACCAAUGGCUAAGGGAAUUCUUCCAGAUUCACACAACUUAAAUGUAUCAUCAGCAAGAUCAAAGGCUUUAAAGGAUGCCAAUAUCGUAUUGGUUCUGGGGGCAAGAUUGAAUUGGAUUCUUCAUUUUGGUGAAUCGCCCAAAUGGAAUGCUAAAGCCAUAUUUAUCCAAUGUGAUAAUGAUCCAUCAAAUUUGGGAGUAAAUAAUGGAACUAAUACUAAUUUAUCAUUAUUAGGGGAUUUGGGUUUGACUGUAAACUCUUUAUCUGAUGCAUUUUCUCAAAUAACACUAAAUUGGAAAUACGAAAAGGGAAUUUCUGAUGAAAUGAGAGGAAUAAUAUUAAAAAACCAAUUUAAACUGCAAGAAAAGGAACAACGAUUAAUCAAAGAUAAAGAUCUUUUAAAUUAUAACGUUGUUUAUGGAGCACUAAGGAAAUUAAUGGAUGAAUCAAAGACUGUCCUUGUUACAGAAGGAGCUAAUUCCAUGGAUAUUGCACGUAUAUCGUUCCCCAGCUCAGUUCCAAAACAAAGGUUAGAUGCAGGUACCAAUGCCACAAUGGGGAUAGGAUUAGGGUAUGGUAUUGCAGCAUGUUUAAAUGAAUUGAGAAACGGUAAAAGAGGAAAAGAUGUGAUUUUAAUUCAAGGUGAUUCUGCAUUUGGGUUUAGUGGUAUGGAAAUUGAAACGGCAGUGAGAUUCAAAUUGGGGCUUAUUAUAGUUGUGAUGAACAAUAGUGGGAUUUAUCAUGGAGUCUUAAACUACAAGCCAGAUAUGACAAUGCCUUCCACAUCACUGUCCCAAAAAUGCAGAUAUGAUACAGUUGCAAUUGGUUUAGGAGCUAACGGUUAUCUUGUGAACAAUAUACAAGAAUUAAAGCAAGCAUUCACAAAAAGUUUAGAUGACUCGAGAAGUAAAGGUGAAACAAGUGUAAUAAACGUCAUUAUUGAACCGGGGAAACAAACAAAAGUGGCGUUUGCCUGGCAAAAUAAGCCAACAUCGAAACUAUAA
Messenger RNA from Naumovozyma castellii, 1734 nucleotides. RefSeq names its product putative indolepyruvate decarboxylase family protein (gene PXP1). Lineage: Eukaryota; Fungi; Ascomycota; Saccharomycetes; Saccharomycetales; Saccharomycetaceae. The record is from RefSeq and is a predicted model, not a curated record. The transcript has a single exon. The coding region runs from base 1 to 1734 and encodes 577 amino acids.